Molecule: messenger RNA, 5898 nt
Organism: Penicillium argentinense
Lineage: Eukaryota; Fungi; Ascomycota; Eurotiomycetes; Eurotiales; Aspergillaceae
Gene: stt4
Product: 1-phosphatidylinositol 4-kinase STT4
Exons: 3
Coding region: 1-5898 (1965 amino acids)
Biological process (GO): phosphatidylinositol-mediated signaling; phosphatidylinositol phosphate biosynthetic process
Cellular component (GO): plasma membrane; cytoplasm
Molecular function (GO): 1-phosphatidylinositol 4-kinase activity
Source: RefSeq, a predicted model, not a curated record
AUGGACGGUCUCUCGGUCGGGAUCAGACGCUCUGCGUUCGAGAAGUUGGCCGCCUUGGCCGUCAACCCGCCUUCCCGAAGCAAUGAAUCGGACCUCACUCGUCUCUCCCAGCAGACUCGCCCGGGUCGCCAAGCUGAUGGUGCUCUGAAUGGCAUUCUCAAAGACCAAUCCCCCACGUCGCGGGUCCCAAUGGGGAUUCGCGAACUCGAUGUGCUUUUGGCUCUCUGUAAAGCCGCCCCGUCUGUGGAAGACCAAGAACGUGCGACCAGACUGGUCACGCAGCUGUCCCGCUAUCUGCCCGAAUCUCCUAGCCAGCUCUUUCGGCCAUCACCAUUCCUCCAAAGCGUCAAGCCAUCGCCAUGGGAAACCCUCGCACACAAUCUCACCUCGGCACUCUUGUCGCUGGGUACGAGGUUCCCGUCCUUGCGCAAGAUUGCCACCACUGCGGCCACCGAAUUCCUGAACAACUGCAUUGAGGCCAUCAACGCAGUGACGCCGUUCCAAUACUCCUCAGCCGAGGCAGGAGGACGGGGUGUCGUCCACGAAUCUAUUGCCAUUUUGUCCAUUGCAGUAUCUUUGGUCGGCUUCUUAGAGGCAUCGGCCAAGUACACUGUUAUCUGGUCAGCAAGUGAGAAGAUUCGCAUUAUCGAUCACCUUCGGACCAUGCUCUCUGAGCCAUUCAUGAUUGCGGUCGAGACAGCUUCAUCCACCAUCCGCAACGCUGGCAUCAGUGAGAAUAGUUUCAAGGACUGGAGGAAAUAUACUCGUCGCUAUGCAGCUCAGGGCCGCCCCCUGGGUGCCAUGUUGGUACAGGAAGGCUUCAUGCGCUUUGUCAAAUCGUCCGCGGCGUCCCUGAUCGAGUCCCAAAACUUGACCGAUGACCAGCUUUUGGAUGAAUAUAUGGCAGGUAUGAGCAUUGCAAGGGGCUAUGGUGAUGCAGAUAUCGCUUUGAUUGAGCGCAUCACCGACCUCAUCGGCGAGGAAAUCAAUUUGCUUGCGGAUGGCUCCGAUUAUUUGCAAGUCGGUUCCCCCUCGCAACAGCGACUUGCAUUUUCCGUUAAGGGGGAAGCCUUAGUUGGUUUCCUGAACUGUGUUGUCCUGGGUGAAGAUGCGACUAACAAUGACGUGCUGUUGUCCUGGCUCGAGGAUACCCUUAACGAUCCUCAGCAAAUGUCAAACGCCGGCCUUGCUAUAAUUGCUUUGAAAUGUACGGCGAUCCUUGCUAGGAUGUCAUCCGAUGGUGCCUCGAUUGGAAGGCGCUGCUUGUUGAAGUUCCUGACUCAAGGCGGAACUUCCGCAGGGCCAGUUGUCGCAGUGGCUGCUCGAUGCCUAGCCCAAAUCCUUAGCAUACUAUCCGAGGAUGCCGUGAUCACUACUCUGUACUCGUUGGGGAAUGCGUUGAGCCCUAACUCUACUGGGGACUCAUCCGCCCAGGAACAACUCAUUACGGAUACCAACCUUGGUGCCUACAACCAGGCCAAUGGCAGCCAGGCGUCUCUUUCUGCUGCUGAGCAAGAUGAUACCCUCACUUUCAGAAAUGUCAUUCACGCCAUUGUGACCAUUUCCACCAGCUGUAACGAUGACAAGAUUAGCGCUUUGGCGCAGUCCAUGCUUCUUCAAAAAGUUGGCAAGCUCGGCGUUUCAGUGGACGCAUAUAUCAUUCAAGAAACUGCCGUUCUCGCUCUAAGCAGCGGCUCGGCUGAGUUCCAGCUACUCCUGAAGUUUUAUACUCGCAUUUAUCUCGAUGGUGUCCACAAGGGUUUGGGUAGCAUCUCCGAUGCGGUCCAAUGUGCCAUGUCGUAUCUCUCAGUGACCCUGGACCGCCAAUCUCCCCUUUACAGAAUAUAUUUGAUUCAUCUACUGGAGAGUAUUGUUAACAAGGGCGAUGUGCCGGAUCUCGAAACUGAGCGCCACAGGGAAGUCGUCUUUGCUCCUGGUGAUAUCACUCCCCUCCUGAAGCCGCUGGCCCUCCUAAUAUCGUCUACGAAUGAUUCGUCGGACACAUCUCACCCGGCACUUGAGUAUGACGAUACUAUCAUGUCUCUGUUUCGAGAUGCUUGGUUCAACAUAGCCGUUCAUGGGAUUUCCCUGAACUCGGCUGUCGCGCAGCAGCAUCUCAAAGAGCUCCGUUUGCUUGCCAGUCACUCUCCGCCACUGAUCGCGGAAGAAAGGAUGGAGUCUCUUGAGAGCGAUGUGGAGCUCAACACUGUACUUCGGAGAGGCUCCGGGCCACAGCGUGUUCUAGAGCAGAAACGAACUCUGAUUACGGAACUUGCAGGCCGCGAAUCUGACAUCAAACGGCUAGAUUAUCCCAGAUCGGUGUUCCUCAACGCUGUUUUACUGAUCGAAAGCCUUCGUGCAUCAUCUGAAGACUGCACGAAGAUCCUCAACUAUUUCCGUGACCCAUCUCUUGCAACGCCAGAGAUGGUUGUCUGUAUGAGUGCUGUCGCUGAUAAGACGGUUUCUUGCUACCUGUCGCGGACACUCUCUGGGGAGUUUGAUGAAUUUUCUGCGCCAUUCUUGUCCAAGCAGCUGGCUGGGUUCUUGACUGCCUGCUGCCACCGGAUUGAAAGAGUCCAAAGCAUCGCGACACAAUGUGCCGAUAAGAUUAUUCGUGAAUGCCCUUCGGCUCUAUGCGAGAAGCAUUCUCUCUUUGCUCUCUUGGAGAUUCUUACAGUGAUGUGGUCCUCCUGUCUCCAGGGUGAGCUUGAUGAGUUUGAGUGGAAACCAUCCUUGCUCUCGCCCAUGGGCAUUGUCAGGGUCGAUCUGCCUGAUAACUACGCAUUCAGAAAGGCGACCUUGAAUCGAUUCCUUGAGCGAGCAAAGGCUUGGGUCACAGCUGUGCUGAACCUCGCCCCGCUGGACAUUAAAGGGCUUCUUCAAACCUAUCUGUCUGAAUACGACGAUGAUGGCGGCUAUGGACAUAUCUCCAUGGGUCGAUCUUUCGCCCUUGAGAUGGGAUCCCUAAUCCCAAAAAGCGAUCCGCGCUUGGGCUCUCUCGAUAGCCACGACAGCAGCGAUGUUAACCUGGCUUCCGAUUUCAUGGCGCUUUAUACCACUCGCCAGAAAUACCGCCGUCCCGACAUGUCUUUGCUCGAUGGACCCCGUGGCGACCUGUUAGGGAUCAGUGGCCGCAAGCCGGAAUCCGAAAUUUCCCCCGAAUCUGCUGAUCGCCUCGAAGCUUCCCUCUCGCAUUUCUACGGGCGUAGUGUCAAUGGCGACGAGAUCCCUCUUUUCGAGGUAAGAGACAUUCUUCGACAGGCCGCGGGUCUCAUCUGCAGCAGUAGCAAACCUCGAUUGUCGGUUGUUCACUAUCUUGUUGCCCUACCCUUCCGAAUCUUCACCAAAGAAACAAUCAAGCUGGGUGUCUCUCUUUGGCUCGGUGUUAUCCACGAGAACCCUAGCAUUGAGCCUCGAAUCCUUGCAGAGGUUGUCGAGGCCUGGGAAAGAAGUAUCCAGUGCCGCCAAGGGCUCUUUGAUCCUGCCUUUGGUUGUCUUGAUCCAUUGCACGCCAAGAUUGAACUGUUGCCAACAGACAAGGCCUUGAUGCUUCAGAAGCAACAAGAUGCACAGAACACGCUGUCGCCACAUAUGCGUGUUCUCCAGUUCUUCGAAAGUCAUUUUAAUGCCGUUCGACUCGGAAAUUUGCAAGAUCAACAACUCUUCUGCCGUCUAGUCAGCAGUACAGUUGUGGCUCUCGCGAAGACUGAAAGCCAUCCCUUGGCCAGAGAGAUCCACUUCCGCAUCAUUGUCUUUGGAUUGAAGGUCUUGCAGAAUUCGAACCCACGCAACGGCCCUGCGACCUGGAAGUUGAAAGAUCAAAUUCUGUCUGCCGCCCUCUCCUGGUUCAAGCAUACCCCGAGGUGGUCAUUUGGAGGUAAUCGUUUGCAGAUUAAGGCAGAAGACAGAGUUCUCGGUGAUACGUUGGCUAUCCUUCGCAGUGUCGCGGACAUUGCCUCUCAAUCCCAGGGCUCCUAUAAGUCUCUGCAGGCGAAGCAAGAUCUCCUGCAAAUCCUUAUCGAACAUGAGAGAUCGCGUCUCCGAGUUUGGCUCUUCCCCUUGGAACCAGAGCGCAAGCAUCAUAUGCCCUCGCUUGGAGGCAAAACCCCUACUGAGGGAGUUGCCUCUUUUUUGCGACUAGCGUGGACCGAAAGUCCUGGGCUUGCCAUUCAGCUUGCUGCUCGAUUCCCGUCGCCCAAGAUGCAGAACGAUGUCCGCUGGUUGAUUCUCAACUUCCCCGAGAAGGCCAUUACCGAGUCCAGUGCUCUCGAAAUCAUGUUCGAUUCUUCUUUGCCUUCGGACGUUACUUUCCAACUCAAGUACCUGCUGUACUGGGCGCCAGUCAACCCUACGGAGGCCUUGACAUACUUCUUGCCGGCCUAUGGUAACCAUCCGUUCAUUCUACAAUAUGCGAUGCGGGCUUUGGAGAGUCACUCCAUUGAUGUUCGCUUCUACUUUGUGCCCCAGCUGGUUCAGGCUCUGCGGUAUGAUGCUCUGGGUUAUGUUGAGCGUUAUAUUCUGGAAACGGCCAAGCUGUCCCAGCUGUUCGCGCAUCAGGUGAUUUGGAACAUGAAGGCGAACUCUUAUAAGGACGAGGAUUCCCAGGUGCCAGAUCCUCUCAAGCCAACAUUAGAUCGCUUCAUCGACAACUUGAUCUCGAGCUUCUCGAACGAGGAGCGCGACUUCUACGAAAGGGAAUUUUCCUUCUUCAGUGAGAUCACCGGCGUUUCCGGCAAGCUACGUCCGUAUAUCAAGAGAAGCAAACCCGAAAAGAAAGAAAAGAUCGAAGAGGAGUUGCGCAAGAUCAAGGUCGAGGUUGGAGUUUACCUCCCCAGCAACCCCGAUGGUGUGGUUGUGGGAAUCGAUCGGAAGUCUGGAAAGCCUCUGCAGAGUCACGCGAAGGCCCCGUACAUGGCAACGUUCCGAAUCCAGAAGACUCGGCCUCGCCUUGAUGCUAAAGCUGCUUCUUCUGGCCUGGUUCACGACUCGGACCAGCAGCGCCAGGUGGCUGUUCGCUCUAAGGACGCAGAGCAAGAGACUUAUGAAAUCUGGCAGUCGGCCAUCUUCAAGGUUGGUGACGACUGCCGGCAGGACAUGCUCGCUUUGCAGAUGAUUGCCGCUUUCCGAAGCAUCUUCUCCAGCGUGGGACUCGAUGUUUGGGUGUUCCCGUACCGGGUCACUUCCACCGCACCUGGCUGCGGUGUGAUUGACGUGCUGCCCAAUUCCAUCUCGCGAGACAUGCUGGGCCGAGAGGCAGUGAACGGACUUUAUGACUACUUCGUCUCCAAAUACGGCGGUGAAGAUUCAAUUCGCUUCCAAGAGGCCCGUACCAACUUUGUGAAGAGCAUGGCCGCAUACUCGGUCAUUUCCUACCUCCUACAAUUCAAGGACCGACACAAUGGCAACAUCAUGGUGGACGAUGCGGGCCACAUCAUUCACAUCGAUUUUGGAUUCUGCUUCGACAUCGCCCCCGGCGGCGUCCGAUUCGAGCGGGCACCAUUCAAGCUCACCUCAGAGAUGGUGGCCGUGAUGAGUGGAACUCACAGCCCAGCCCACCACCCCAGUGGCACUUCAGGCAUCAGUCUUCCGGGACACAAUUCGCACAACCCCACCAACACACAACCUUACCGCUGGUUCGAAUCCCUGGUCGUCAAGGCCUUCCUGGCCUCGCGUCCCUACAGCACCAAGCUGGCCCAUAUUGUGUCCCUGAUGCUGGACAGCGGACUACCGUGCUUCAAGCCCGAGACCUUGAAGAACUUCCGAGACCGGUUUGUCCUCGAUAAAAAUGAGCGAGAUGCGGCUGAAUACAUGCGGGAUCUUGUGCGGAAAUCCUACAUGAGCGUGUCGACGAAGGGAUAUGACCAGUUCCAGCUCAUGACCAACGGUAUUCCCUAUUAG